AUGUCGGAUAUCCUUGCCAUUGAAGCUGACCAUCUCAAGGACCAAAAGGACGAAUUUUCAUAUCACCAUAAUGACGCAAAAGACCGACACCUUAUCUCUUGGUUUGCAUAUGCACGAACCUUCCUUACUGCCAGUGCUGUGCUUCUUGGACUGACACUAUGGUUAUGCCCAAUUUCGACGCUCCUCGCCACGGCAGCGUUCGUAGUUCUUGCUUUGCUCUGGACCACUCCGAUCAACCUCUCGAAGUUUGGGCUGAUUUUGAAGCGCCUAAUCGGGAUCUCUGGUGAAGACGAGCAUCAGCCUCUUACAUCCACGUCUACUCUUGUUAUCAAACGCAUCCCUGGCAUGAAAGCAAUUUUUAACGGUAUCAUUCGAGAGUACGUCUGCAUGUUCGCUGCGAAUCGAUGCGACCUGUCGGGACGUUUCAGUAGCGCAAUGCUGUCUCCAUGGACUAGUGUUCAACUGAUCGUCUGGUCAACCGCCAACUGUACAUGUCAUGCAGUCAUGACUGACGUCCGUGAUUUCGAAGACGACCUGAAGACCGGCGUCCCUACUAUACCCAUCCUUAUCGGAUCCAUUGUCAAGACGAGGCUCGUGUUGACAGCUUGUCACAUACUUGUUAUGCUGGCUUUCAUCGACAAUCCAUAUAUCAUGUCGAGCUGCCUAUAUGCCACGGCUCUGGUGUGGAUGCUGGGAAUACACUCGUCUAAAAAGGCUUUUAUGCGGAGCACUCAUUCGCAGUCCCCCUCCAUUCUCUGGUACUUCUGGAUGAGGCAUACGUAG
Messenger RNA from Suillus paluster, 783 nucleotides. RefSeq lists its product as uncharacterized. The transcript is spliced from 3 exons. The coding region runs from base 1 to 783 and encodes 260 amino acids. Lineage: Eukaryota; Fungi; Basidiomycota; Agaricomycetes; Boletales; Suillaceae. Gene Ontology annotation, cellular component: membrane. Gene Ontology annotation, molecular function: transferase activity, transferring alkyl or aryl (other than methyl) groups. The record is from RefSeq and is a predicted model, not a curated record.